Messenger RNA from Pichia membranifaciens NRRL Y-2026, 1385 nucleotides. RefSeq lists its product as hypothetical. Gene Ontology annotation, cellular component: cytoplasmic exosome (RNase complex); nuclear exosome (RNase complex). Lineage: Eukaryota; Fungi; Ascomycota; Pichiomycetes; Pichiales; Pichiaceae. The coding region runs from base 42 to 1289 and encodes 415 amino acids. Gene Ontology annotation, biological process: U4 snRNA 3'-end processing; U5 snRNA 3'-end processing; nuclear mRNA surveillance. The record is from RefSeq and is a predicted model, not a curated record. The transcript has a single exon.
UAAAUACACUCCCCAAUACAAAAAGGAUUAACCAUCCCAAAAUGCCGAAUACAGACAACACUCUUCCGAUCCCUAAUAUCCUUUCCCUACACUCGCUUCUGUCCGGAAAUCCGCCUCUUCGUCCGUCUCUCAGACCACUCACAGAACCUCGUCCGCUAGACAUCUCUAUAGCUUCUAGCUCAGAGUAUGGUCAUGUUGAGGUCAAAUUAGGUAAAACUUAUGUUUCCUGUAAAGUUUCAGCUCAGAUAACAUCUCCAUAUGAAGAUAGACCAUUCGAAGGUACAUUUGCAAUCGGUACAGAAAUAACACCAAUGUGUUCACCGGCUUUUACUAGUGGAGGAAAUUCCGAUUUUUCAACUGCUGCUCCGGCAAUUGUUCCUGCACCAGCGAUUUCAGUUUCUGCUAAUAAUGUAGAAAAUUCAGAAGGCAAGGAUAGUACAAGUUCUUCGGUGUUGGCUUCUUCAAACAACAAUACAAACUCUGACAGUGCCGUAACAAUGGGUGGUGGUGCAGUCAUGGGAAUAGCAGCAGAUCAGACAGCAACCGAAGUCUUGCUCAGUAGGUUGAUUGAGAAGGCAGUUCGUCGGUCUAAUUCCCUAGAUUUAGAAUCAUUAUGUAUCAUUGCUGGACAAAAGUGCUGGGCAGUCAGAGCAGAUAUUAGGUUUUUGAACUACGACGGUAACUUAGUCGAUGCAGCUAGUGUCGCUGUUAUUGCUGCUCUUCUACAUUUCAGAAAACCAGAUGUUGAAGUUGUUGGUAGCGGAGAAGGUUCUGAGUUAGUUAUGUAUGAUGAAAAGCAACGAGAGAUGGUCCCUUUGAGCGUUUUACACAUACCUAUCUGCAUCACGUUUCAGUUCUUUUCAACUGAAAGCGUGGAGAGAAAUAUAAAAGGUGAAAAUAGUGGUGGGCUACACUCACGUGGUAAGAAUUAUGUGAAAGAAGAAAGUGAUGACGAAGAUAACAAUAGAAUGGAGGUAGAUAACGAUGAUGACGGACCAAGGGGUUCCAAUGAAAUUAUCAUCGUUGAUGCAACUGCCGAGGAAGAAUUACUUUCUCAAGGAAGCAUGACCGUGACGUUAAAUUCCAACAAAGAAUUAUGCCAGAUCAGCAAAAGUGGUGGCCUAAAUGUAGACGCCAUGCACAUAUUAGAAUGUUGUCAAGUUGCAUCUGGAAUUGUGGAUAAGUGGACCAAAGAAAUCAAAAAAGUUCUUGCCACAGAUUCUGAAAAGCGUAGAGACCUUAGAGCGGAAAGAGUUUUAAGUGUGGUAAACGACAGGUCUACUGAAUAGCUAUAUAAACUAAUUCAAUAAUGUACAACUUCAAAUCUUCAAUGAAAAUCUCUUUUAACGCCGGUGUAGCCGCAAAGCAUUUUUUCCGUGUUAGCA